Eucalyptus grandis is the source of this 400-nucleotide messenger RNA. RefSeq lists its product as uncharacterized. The transcript is spliced from 4 exons. The record is from RefSeq and is a predicted model, not a curated record. Lineage: Eukaryota; Viridiplantae; Streptophyta; Magnoliopsida; Myrtales; Myrtaceae. Bases 1 to 375 code for a protein of 124 amino acids.
AUGAAGAUGUUAAGAAAGUCUCUGAGAAAAAAGUUUCUGGUCCUCAAGUUCGAUGCUGUUGGAGAACUCCAUUGUCCCACUUCUUCCCCCACCUUUUCAGCUCAUAUAUAUGUAGAUCCAAAACUUUUAGUCCAUUUCAAGAACUCCAAGGUUCUUCUUUGGGUGAAGGAGAGGAUAAGAGUUCAGCACAGACUCCGUUCGAUUGCCGGUUUUUUCUUGGGUCAAGUUGCGAGCUUGGGAGCCAUGAAGCAAGAAACACCGCCCAGAACGACGCCAGCAGCGAAGCUGAAGGCAGAAUUGGCGGCAAUUACUCGACUUCGCAUUCCACCACACCUUCGCGUUUCAGAGCCACCCCGAAGGUUAAGGAGCCGUUGAAGCUGGCGGGUGAUGUUCUGAGAGA